This is a messenger RNA of Medioppia subpectinata, 492 nucleotides long. NCBI's taxonomy places the organism in Eukaryota, Metazoa, Arthropoda, Arachnida, Sarcoptiformes, Oppiidae. The record is from the annotation of a GenBank genome assembly.
AUGGAGUCCAUCACCUACAUCGAAGACCCCGACUUUAUCGAGCUCAUUCGCGACACCAGUUCCCUCCAAUCCUUUCACAGCACUCCCUCCCCGACAACUCUUCCAGCAUUUAAUCCCUGGAUUUGUCGCAUAUUUCUCAAGUAUUUGGUCAUAUCCUACACAUCGCUAUGGAUUGUAUGCAUAAUUGUUGAGACACUAAUUGUUGGUUUUGCUAUGAGAAACACCGAAAUGAAUAUCACACUCAAAUUUCUAAUCAUGAUUAAAAUAGGGAUAUUUGUAAUGGAAUUACUUCUGCUAAGUGUGAACAUAUCGUUGAUCGGUCACUACAUUGGCUUCUCAGCACCGGUUGGCCAGUCGUGUCUGUAUUGUCCACCAAUGAAAAUAAUGGCGCACCUGACCAUAUUCAAUUGGAUCAUAUUUCGACUAUUGUUUAAUAUCAGGACACGGGUUCUGCUUGAGUCGGCGCUUACAGUGCUCGCCAUACAUGUUGUC